AUGGAGGAAACCUCGGCGACGGAGCCAACGCCCGUCGUCACGCUGCGCAAGUCCUUGACCUUGCCCGCGUAUGACUUGGCUCUGUGUCGAGACGACGCCACGACUAUCAGCGACAGUGACACCAAUAGCGCGUGCGUGGCCUCUGUCGCCGAGGAGGACGUAAAGGAGAAUGUUGUGCCGCUUGACUUGGUCUCGGAGCUUAGUUUACGUGACACUAAUGGGGAGAAUGCGUCUUCCGCUCCCAGCGCCUCGACGCUAGUAGAGGCUACUAUAUCGCCAUCCCCGACGUCGUCUACUACGUCCUCCGCUCGUGUAGUCAAUGACGCAUUAAGCGUUACAGUAGAGCAACAGGAAUCCGCGUCAGGUGAGGACACUGUGCCCCAGCAACUGCCUCCAAAAGCUGGCAGCUCUCGCACUAUCCCGACGUUAGAAAGGUCCCAUACUUCCAAUGAAUUAAUAGGUCUUCGAUCAAGAGAAAGACAACCUGUUGAGUCUGCUUACUCAAGUCCGUCGUCCGGUUCUGCACCUUCAUUUGAGAUUGAGAGUGUGAUACUGCCCACCGAUGGCGUCACCGAAGCUGAGAUUGACAAGACGACGCAUACUGUGUUUUCAGUCGAAGUGAAAUUGCAAGGAGGACUGCAAUGGCUUUUAUGCAAGCGAUACUCGGAUUUUCGAGAGCUUCAUGAGAGACUCAAGAGGACCAACUCUUCUGUAAAGCAACUAUACUUUCCAAAACGUCAUGUGUUUCGUAACCGCCAUCAAAGUGUUGUGGAGCAGCGGCGAAGCGAACUGGAAAAGUAUAUUAAUGAAGUACUGGACAUUCGGCCCCUUAUCCGGGUGCCGUUGUUUAAUUUUUUGGAAGUAUAUGCACACAUGGAGUCGUACGAACGCAAGUUGCAACGACACAAGAAAGAACUUGAAUCAGAGAGAAUGAAGAAUAUGCUACCACCUGAAACGCUUGAGGAUUUUUCGACGGCUUUUAAGCGGCUUUGCUCCUCCAAAUAUUUAUAUCAUGGAAUGCGGCGCCAAAUUCGUCAGGACCCCCCGAGUGGACGACUGCCAACUUCGCCGGUCAAGGAUGUCACGACGACGACAUCAGCUAUCGCUGGAGAGUCUGCAAAAGGAAUCACUACAGAUGAAAGCGGAAACCGCUAUAGUGUUAUUAUGCAUACGGCAGGAUCGCAGAUUUGUAUUAGCCGCGCUUCAUUUCGGAGAGACAUUCUUGGUGUUUUUCCUGAUAUGCCAUCAAGCUUUGCGAUGCGUUUUAUGAAAGCUGUAUCGGACCGUCAAGGCUCUGAUAUUAAUAUGGACGAAUUCCUCCGUGCUGUAGCAAUCUUGCGCUGUGGUACCUUGGAAGAUCAGCUUUACUUUGUCUUUAACAUGUGCGAUCUUGACCACGCAGGCAAAGUACAAAGUUCGGGGCUUAGUAAUUUUCUGGUAUCACUACAGGGGCGACAUGUGCUCGAUCAACCGGAGUUUCGUCGUCUAUUAAGCGAAGGUUUCGAUCAGGGCCGUGUGCGCAUGAGCUGUGAUGAUUUUAUUAAGACUGUGUUAAAAAUUAAAGCACACCACACUCUUGUAGAUUGGAUGGCGCCUUUUGCCGAUAUCCUAUGCGAGACGGCCGAUCCGCAGCUGCUGGAAUCUCAGGAGGAAUUCAAUCCAGCAGUACAGCAAAAAAUACUUGCCAAUGAGACGCACUUUAACGCCAAGGAGGUAGCCGUUCUCCAGGAUGCUUUCAAUAAUUACCGUGCCUCUGGAGGCGGCGAUGCGGUGGAUGUGGAUGCACUAACCAGUGAUUUUCCUCUUGAGAUGUCUGACGAGCGGUUUUGUCGCGUUUUUUCUUGCUUUGGCUCGCGCGCGAACGGUGCCGAUAUUGAUGUGUUCAGCUUUGUGAGUGCAUUGUCGACUGCUUGCCGAGGUAGCAUUGAGGAAAAGGCUGAAUUCGCGUUCAAGCUAUUUGCUAGCGUUGCUGAUGGUUCGUAUAUGACCCGUGAGGAUAUUUAUGGUAUGCUUCGACUGGACAUAACGCAGAAUCAAGACCUAGAGAGCCAGAUCACAACUCUAAUUGAAAAGAAGCACCCAUUGCUGAAUGCUACGAAGAGUUCGUCAUCAUCAUCAUUGAUCGAGAGUAUGGGCCCGAGAACUCCGUCAGUGUCAGGGUCUGAACUGGGUAUUUUUGUGAACGGCAUUAUGAAGAGCUUUGGACACAGAAGAAGCAUUUUGGAUGCGGGUUCAUCGUCGACGAAGGCUGAGACCCUAACAUUAACAUUAGGUGAGUUCACAGCAUGGGCGAUUAAGCAAAAAUAUGAGAUGGCGACGUUGCGAAUAAUGCGCGAGGUAGCGUUCAUUGAUCUUGGUUUGGUUCCGGCCACUAAGGAGGAGGAACUGCUGAUUGCGACAGGGUGCUAUACCCCGUACGACCCCACCACACUGGUGGAGGAUGACCGGUGGUACCUGAUUGAGCGAAAAUGGUAUAUACAUUGGUGCAGGUACAUUAAGAUUCAUGUGAAGGAGUCUUUACUGCUCUCGUCUCCUGUUACGAGCUCUACUAUUGCCGCAACUUCUACUCCUAGUACGUCGAAGGUACAGGUUAGUGGUAGUAAUACUGGCAACAGAGACAACUACAUGAAAAACCUGAAGGGAGAGAUUACCCGCCCGAAGUGCAUUAACAAUUACCCUCUCCUCACGAGCGAUCGUCGCGACCGGGUACUCAAGCCGCCUGAUGAUAUUAAGCUAGGCCGUCACUACGUCAUUAUCUGCGAGCAACUGUGGAUGGCACUAAAAUUAUGGUACGGUGGCGGUCCAGAGAUUCAGCGACAGGUGGCAGUUGCGGCGAAUGGUGACCCAGUGCUGGAUAUUUGGGAGGCUGACACGAAGAAAAAAAAGUCUAUAAAGAAGCUAAAGGGGAAAGAGCAAGAUGACGAAGAGGAGGUGCCUGAUGUUGUAGAAGACGACUUGUCUUCAGUACCAUCUGAAGAGGAAACUCGUUGGAAGCAGGAGUUUGCUCUACCUCGCCGAAUGCGUUCGGGUGGUUCGGUUGGGCUCGCAAAUCUCGGCAACACAUGUUACAUGAAUUCAGCUCUACAGUGCCUUACGAACACGAAGUUGUUGGCUGAAUACUUCGUGUCAGGCAUGUACUUGGAGGAUAUUAACCGUACCAGUACGCUAGGACUGCAAGGGAAGCUAGCGGAAGUGUACGGCAAGCUUGCUGAAGACAUGUGGUGUGUGAAACAGAAAUCAAUUUCUCCGAGAAACUUUAAGAAGUCCAUCGGCAAAUUCAACGAGGCGUUUCGUGGCAAUGAUCAGCAAGACGCACAGGAACUACUCGCAUUUCUGCUGAGCGGACUAAGUGAGGACUUAAACCGUAUUCAAGACAAGCCUUUUAUUGAGCAGCCGGAUAGCGACGGUCGCUAUGAUGCAGAUCUUGCCGAUGAAUGGUGGCGGAAUCAUCUCCGGCGCGAAGUAUCGAUCAUUGUUGCUUUGUUUACAGGACAGUACAAAUCACUGCUCACAUGUAGUGUAUGUGGCUUUAAAUCAGCACGCUUUGAGCCUUUCACUUUCUUGCAAAUCCCGCUGCCCGAACCCAAACAUAACACGGUAACGGUGCUGCUGAUGCUUGCCAAUGGGAUUACUCCAAUGAAGGUGUCAGUACGCUUAAGCGUUUCAGCGACCAUCUUUGACCUGAAGCAUGAGCUAAUGAAAAUGUGCCACGAUGAGUUUAAUCUGCCCGACGUAUCCGAGAGUGAUAUUAAAUUGUGUGAGUUUAAUGGAUCGAUGAUAUCAAGCUUUAAGGCCGAUAAUCGCCGCGUGGGUCAAAUCCGCAGUAUUGAUCGGCUUAUCGCAUUCCAAUUGGAACCGCUUGAUGCGGAAAUAAUUCAGGCUACGCGGCAUCGUCGUCCAUCAUACGUUCAAGGAAUAGGAGCAAGUGGAUUACGCCAAGAUGAAGCUGACCACUCGUCCUUCUAUGAGAAGCUGGACAAGGGAACGUUAGUUGAUGUGCGCAUGCGAACGCAAUCCUACGAGUACAUUCCGGCAGUCGUCGUGGAACCACCCUCACCAAACGCUGAGUACGAUGAUCAACCGCUUGUGCUCGUCCGCCUUCGUCGUACACAGGAUGAGCUCAGGGUUCCUAUCAACAGAUUGCGGUCUCGCCAAGCACGAUUGCUGUACAUCCCUUUGCUUUCGCGUAAGCUGAGCUACUCGGCUGUGUAUUUUAAGAACCCAUUCAGGCCUGUUCCCUUCGGUUCACCAAAUCUUGUACGGCUCUGUCCUGAGCUUACUAGUGGUCUCCAUCUGUAUCAAUUGGUGUGGGAACGUGUGAAGCAAUAUGUAGGCUCAAAUGCAACUCCUCCGACCGAAUGGGUUGGCGAAGACGCGCAAAACGCCGACCGCCUGGUUGCUAAUCAUAUUGAUAGCGUUUUUGCAGGUCUCGACAGCGCAUCUGUAUGCUUCAGCUCAAAGUGUGGAUUUCUGCUGCGCCGUGUUGAAAAUAAGGGACUAACAGAUUCGCGAUCAUCAUGGCUGACACGGAGCUUUGGUUUCACGAUCCCAUGCACGUCAGACCCUCUUGAUGUUUUGGAGGAAGAAGCCAUUGCGAUUGAUUGGGAUUUAAGUGUUUUUCAGGACCGCGAGAUGAUUGAUAAAAUGAAGCAAAUUGAGAACCAUGACAGCGUUGCACGGAAUGAGGCAAUUGAUAAGGGUCCUGUUCCACUGAAACAUUGCUUGGAUGCAUUUACAAGUGAAGAGAAGAUUAGCGAAGGCUACUGCUCCAGCUGCAGAAAACACCAGGAAAUGACAAAGAAGCUUGAGAUCUGGCGUCUGCCACCAGUCAUGGUGGUGCAUCUGAAGCGCUUUCAGUACACACAGACCUAUCGCCGGAAGUUAGCAUCGCUUGUGGAGUUCCCUAUCCAUAAAUUGGAUCUUUCGACUUGUGUGGCUCCGCAUAUUGAAAUUCCGGAGAAAUAUCCAAUGAAAAGACUUAGAGGCAAAUUGAGUGGAGUAUCGGCCCCUGCACGAAAACUGAUGAAGCUCAGAUCUCGUGGUGGGAGUAACAUUAGCAAUGGACUUACCCCGUCUGUUUCUCAGAUAUCUGCAGCUAAUGACACGACAACUGACGCUGCUGAUUCUGGUAGCAAUAAGGCUGGCGAUUUGCCAGCAGAAAAAACGGAAGAAAGUGGAGCAGGAAGGAAAUCUGGUGACAGCGAGCUACCAGUAGAACCGGCGGAAGGUGCGGCUGUUGAUAGAGCAGGUAUUAACGCAUCUACCGACAUGACGUUAACUACUGAUAGCCAGCGUGGGGCUGCAGUCCAAGCAGCAGCGGUACGCAAUCGUGUGCGUCGUGGAUACACAAACUCAAACUUAGAUCAGUCACGCUGUCUCGAAACCAAGUAUAAUCUGUACGGCGUCGUGAACCACCAGGGCGCUCUCGGUGGGGGCCACUAUACGGCGUACGCGAAGAACUUUGUCGAUGACCAGUGGUAUUAUUACGAUGACGAGCGUGUUCGUGUUGUUGAGGAACAGCAGGUGGUCAGCCCGUCAGCCUAUUUGCUUUUUUAUCUCCGUUCUGACAUGGAAGGCGUGUUUGCAAAGGACUUGUUUCCGAAAAAUAUGAAGCCAGGCAAGAUCACGGAUGAAGACAUCGAACGAUUUGUCGAGGAGGGUGAUGAGCGUCGUUGCAGCAUUAUGUAA
Peronospora belbahrii is the source of this 5688-nucleotide messenger RNA. The record is from the annotation of a GenBank genome assembly. NCBI's taxonomy places the organism in Eukaryota, Oomycota, Peronosporomycetes, Peronosporales, Peronosporaceae.